This is a messenger RNA of Tachysurus fulvidraco (yellow catfish), 1807 nucleotides long. RefSeq names its product solute carrier family 13 member 2-like. The transcript is spliced from 12 exons. NCBI's taxonomy places the organism in Eukaryota, Metazoa, Chordata, Actinopteri, Siluriformes, Bagridae. Gene Ontology annotation, molecular function: transmembrane transporter activity. Gene Ontology annotation, biological process: monoatomic anion transmembrane transport. Bases 56 to 1807 code for a protein of 583 amino acids. The record is from RefSeq and is a predicted model, not a curated record. Gene Ontology annotation, cellular component: membrane.
UCACAUUAAGGUGUUCUCUUUGUCUUGUACAUGCGUUACUUGCUACACCUGGAUUAUGGCUAACAGCAUGAAAUGGCUGUGGGAAUACAGAAAGUAUGUGAUCAUCUUCAUGACCCCUUUUCUGAUCCUGCCUUUACCUCUUACUAUCAAUACUUCGGAGGCUAAGUGUGGCUUUGUACUCAUCCUGAUGGCUGUGUACUGGUGUACAGAAUGUGUGCCACUGGCGGUAACUGCUCUUCUCCCUGUUUUCUUAUUCCCUAUGUUGCGCAUCAUGACGGCAAAACAGGUCUGUACCCAGUACUUCAGUGACAGCACCAUGCUGGGAGUCGGUGGAUUAAUGGUGGCCAUAUCUGUAGAACACUGGAAUCUCCACAAACGUCUCGCCAUUGCCGUGCUUAUGGUAGUUGGGAUGAGGCCAGCACUGUUGAUGCUGGGGUUCAUGAUCAUCACAGCCUUCAUCUCUAUGUGGAUUACUAACAUAGCCUCUACAGCUAUAAUGUUACCCAUCGUUCAUGCCAUGUUGGACAACCUCAUAAAGACAGAGGCAGAGGAGGAAGAAACGAAGCUACAGCAGUGUGGGGCCAAAAACACUUUACAAGUGCACAAGAGCAAGGAUGGAUUUGGCAACAUACCGGUGGAGCCAAGUCCUGAGGAACUGUUACAAGCUGAGCAGAGGAGGCUAAAGCGUGAGCAGAAGUAUCUGAGUUUCAAAAAAGGAAUGAGUUUGAGUGUUUGCUAUGCUGCCAGCAUUGGAGGCACAGCCACCCUCACCGGCUCUAUCCCCAAUCUCAUCCUCAAAGCCCAGAUUGACAAGAUAUUUCCAGAGAACGGAGAUGUGAUCAACUAUACCUCCUGGUUUGGUUUUUUCUUCCCCAAUAUGGUGCUGAUGCUAAUCCUCUGUUGGCUAUUGCUGCAGUUCAUGUACUUUGGCUUCAGGGUGAAAAACACAUUCGGUUGUGGAAUGACCAGAAGAAGCCAUGAAGAGGUGUAUCGGGUGAUGAGGCAUGAGCUCGGAAUGCUCGGAAGCAUGAGAUUUGCAGAGUACUGUGUGCUCAUUCUUUUCAUACUGCUGGUUCUGUUGUGGUUCACGAGGGAGCCUGGUUUCAUACCUGGUUGGGCCUCGCUUCUCUGCAAUCAGGAAAAAAAGUUUGUGACAGAUAGCACAGUUUCCAUUUUAAUAACCUUUAUGUUUUUCAUAAUACCCUCCAAAUUUCCAAGAUGUUGGCAUGCUGGUUCUUUAGACAUAAGUGGUAGAAGUGAAGUGAAGAUUCCUGACACCCUGCUCAACUAUGAUGCAGUGGAAAAGCUGAUGCCCUGGAACAUCCUGCUGCUGUUGGGUGGGGCUAUGGCACUUGCUAAAGGCAGUGAGGUCUCCAACCUUUCCUUUUGGCUUGGGCAAAGUCUCCUACCUCUGGGAAACAUCCCUCCUGUAGCGCUCUCCUUUGUGCUCUGCCUUAUAGUGACCAUGCUCACUGAAGUCUGCAACAAUGCUGUAAUCAGCACUGUUUUCCUGCCUAUUCUAGCCUCCAUGGCAAAUGCUCUUAAGAUACAUCCACUGUCCCUCAUGCUGCCCACCACCAUCAGCUCCUCAUUUGCCUUUAUGUUCCCAGUGGCCACACCACCAAACGCCAUUACAUUUAACUACGCCAAUCUCAAAAUCAUGGACAUGGUAAAACCUGGACUAGUUCUGAACCUGCUGGGGGUAGUCUGCAUUAACUUCGCUACCCAAACCUGGGGAUCUGCAAUGUUCCGUUUGAACGAAUUCCCUGCAUGGGCUAAUAUCAGUACCAGGACAGAGCUGAACUGA